Insectozyma verbasci is the source of this 1824-nucleotide messenger RNA. The record is from the annotation of a GenBank genome assembly. NCBI's taxonomy places the organism in Eukaryota, Fungi, Ascomycota, Pichiomycetes, Serinales, Debaryomycetaceae.
AUGUCAAAUGAUAUAUCAUUGUCUAUAGACGAAACUAAUAAAUUAAGACAACAAAUAGGAUUAAAACCAUUACCACUACCAAAGGAAGAUGUUGUGGAAUUAUCAAUAGAAGAGACUAAUAAAUUAAGAGCUAAAAUUGGUUUAAAGCCCAUACCUGUUCAAUCUAAAGAUGAUCAUGUUGAAGACUUUACUAAGUUUCAAAAUGAUAAAUUGAAACUACAGAAGAAUGAUGAAUUACGACAAAGAAUAGAACUUGCUAAGUUUAAAUCGAGUCAAAAACGAAAAUUACAAUUUGAAGAUGAUGAAGAUGAUGAAAAUGAAGCAGUGGAUACUGAUUCUUGGUUAGAUUCGUUAGGUAAAUCAUCAACUAAAAAGCAGAAGAUAGUGAAUAAAAUUAUUAUUAAUGAUGAUCCACAGAUUAAAAUAGGCCAUAAGAGUAAAGAGUUAUCAGGUAUGGCUGGAAAUCAAAUAUUUACACUUAAAGAUACUCGAAUAGAUGCAAGUGGAGAUGAGGAGGAUAUAUUAAUUAAUGAAAACUUACUUAAUAGUGCUAAAUUGACGAAAGAUCUACAGGAAAAGAAAGAAGCUGAAAAUAUAAAAUUUAAUGGUCGACAUUAUAAAAAAACUGAAAGUGAAGCAGAGGAAGAUGAACAGGAAGAGUUAGUUAAUGAAGGUUUAGUCAUUAAAGGAAAUAAGGUCAAUCUACCUAAACCAGAAGUAAAAGAAAUGAACAAGAAAAAUGUAACUACUUUUGAAAAUUUAUUUGAUGAUUUAGAACUAGAAAAUAAUGGAUCAGAAGAAGUAAAGAAAAUUAAAAUGAAAAAGAUCAAGAAGAAAGACGCUAAAAAGGAUAGAAAGAAGGUGGUUAUAAGUGACGAGGUGAAAAUCAGUGAAAAAUUGGAAGAUGAUUUCUUGGAUGAUAUUGAAUUAGAAUUGGCUAAUUCUAUAAAUUCAAAUCGAGUCAAAACUCAAAAGAAAUUAACAUCUGAAGAACUAGCUCAAGAAAUUUUAAAAACUAAACGAUUUGAAUUGGAGAAACAAAUUGAAGAUGAACAAUUACGAAGUAAUGUAUAUGAUGACACAAUUGGAUUUUUAAAUAAAUUAAGUAAUAAUAAAGAUGGAGAAGAAGAAGAGGAGGAGGAGGAGGAGGAGAAACAAGAAAAUACAGUAAAAGAAAAAGGUGAAGUUUCUGAAGCUGAAGUACCUAAUGGAAAAAGUAUUGACGAGGUGGAAAAUGAAGAAGAAGAUCAAGAAGAAGAUCAAGAAGAUCAAGAAGAAAAUCAAGAAGAAGAUAACGAGACUGUUGUUAAUGAACCAGAACAAAUAUCAAUGAGUGUUGCAGAUACGUUGAAAUUCCUUAAAGAUAGAAAGAUAGUCAAUAAUACCUCCACCACCACCACCACCAAAGAUGUAAGAGAAGAAUUAUCAAGUAAAUCAGAAUUAAUCAAACUUAAAAUAGACAUAGAAGACAGAAUAUUAAGAGAUAGUCUCUCCAAAGAUAAACAAUACAUCAAAUUAUCCAAGGACGAAAAACAAGACUAUUUCGAUACGCAACUAGAUAGAAUACUAAAAGAAAAAAACAUAAUACCUGAAACUAAAGAUCAACCAAGAGGUAAUAGACGACAAAAUAACAACCAAAUAAAUAAUCAUUUUAAAUCAUACAACCCCAGAGUUUCAUUAAUUUAUAAAAAUGAUCAAGGUCAAGUUUUAAAUACUGCAAAAGAAGCAUAUAAACACUUAAGUCAUAAAUAUCAUGGAACAGGGCUAAACAAAAAUAAAAAAUCAGCUAAUAAGAAGCAAGAUCUAAAUGGCAAAAUUAUAUAA